Molecule: messenger RNA, 2452 nt
Organism: Ceratotherium simum simum (southern white rhinoceros)
Lineage: Eukaryota; Metazoa; Chordata; Mammalia; Perissodactyla; Rhinocerotidae
Gene: CLGN
Product: calmegin
Biological process (GO): ERAD pathway; protein folding
Cellular component (GO): endoplasmic reticulum membrane; endoplasmic reticulum
Molecular function (GO): calcium ion binding
Source: RefSeq, a predicted model, not a curated record
CCUCCUCCCCGCCUGCGGCCGCACGCGCAUGCGCGGUUAGCAGUCGCUGCUGGGCGGCCGCCGGCGGGAGUGGUCUGGGGAGACUUAGGGAGCAAGUGGCAGCCACUCGGACAUCUGAGCUGCCACUGCCGAAAACAGGCCCCCAAGACAGAUAAUCGAUAUGCGUUUCCAAGGCUUUUGGCUACGUUUCGGUCUUCUAUUCGUUUCAAUUCAUGCAGAAUUUUUGGAUGAUGGGGUUGAGAUGGAAGAUUUUGAUGAAAAGUCAGAAGAGAAUGUUGUCAAUGAAGGUAGACUCUCCUCAGAGAUUAAAUAUAAGACACCUCAACCUAUAGGAGAAGUAUAUUUUACAGAAACUUUUGAUAGUGGAAGACUGGCUGGGUGGGUCUUAUCAAAAGCAAAGAAAGAUGAUACAGAUGCGGAGAUUUCUAUAUAUGAUGGAAGAUGGGAAAUAGAAGAAUUAAAAGAAAACCGAGUACCUGGUGACAGAGGACUGGUAUUGAAAUCCAGAGCCAAGCACCAUGCAAUAUCUGCCAUAUUAGCAAAACCCUUCAUUUUUGCUGAUAAACCUUUGAUAGUUCAAUAUGAAGUAAAUUUUCAAGAUGGUAUUGAUUGUGGAGGUGCAUACAUUAAACUCCUAGCAGACACUGAUGGUUUGAAUCUGGAAAACUUUUAUGAUAAAACAUCCUAUACCAUUAUGUUUGGACCAGAUAAAUGUGGAGAAGAUUAUAAACUUCAUUUUAUCUUCAGACAUAAACAUCCAAAAACUGGAGUUUUUGAAGAGAAACAUGCCAAACCUCCUGAUGUAGACCUUAAAAAGUUCUUUACAGACAGGAAGACUCAUCUUUAUACCCUUGUGUUGAAUCCAGAUGACACAUUUGAAGUAUUAAUUGAUCAAAUAGUUGUAAACAAAGGAAGCCUGCUAGAGGAUGUGGUUCCUCCAAUCAAUCCUCCCAAAGAAAUUGAAGAUCCUGAUGAUAAGAAACCUGAUGAUUGGGAUGAAAGAGCAAAAAUCCCUGAUCCAUCUGCCGUCAAACCAGAAGACUGGGAUGAAAGUGAACCUGCCCAAAUAGAAGAUUCAAGUGUUGUUAAACCUGAUGGCUGGCUUGAUGAUGAACCCAAAUUUAUUCCAGAUCCUAAUGCUGAAAAACCUGAUGACUGGAAUGAAGACAUGGAUGGAGAAUGGGAGGCACCGCGUAUUUCUAAUCCAGCAUGUCGGAUUGGGUGUGGUGAGUGGAGACCUCCCAUGAUAGAUAACCCAAAAUACAAAGGAGUAUGGAGACCUCCAAUGAUAGAUAAUCCUGACUACCAGGGAAUCUGGAGUCCUCGAAAAAUUCCUAAUCCAGAUUAUUUUGAAGAUGAUCAUCCAUUUCUUCUCACCUCUUUCCGUGCUCUUGGUUUAGAGCUUUGGUCUAUGACCUCUGAUAUCUACUUUGAUAAUUUUAUUAUCUGUUCAGAAAAGGAAGUAGCGGAUCACUGGGCUGCAGAUGGUUGGGGAGUGAAAAUAAUGGUAGCAAAUGCUAAUGAGCCUGGUAUAUUUAAACAGUUAAUGGCAGCUGCUGGAGAGCGCCCCUGGCUUUGGCUCAUUUAUCUUGUGGCAGUGGGACUUCCACUAGCAUUACUUACUUCAUUUUGUUGGCCAAGAAAAGUAAAGAAAAAAUAUGAACAUGCAGAGUAUAAAAAAACUGACAUAUGUAAACCGCAAACCAAGGGAGCACUGGAGCAAGAAGUGAAGGAGGAGAAGGCAGCCCUGGAGAAGCCAGUGGACUUGGAAGAGGAAAAAAAACAAAGUGAUGAUGAAAUUCUUGAAAAAGAAGAGGAAGGUGAACCUGAGGAAAAGAGUGAAGAAGAAAUUGAAAUCAUAGAAGGACAAGAAGAAGGUAAUAAAUCAAAUAAGUCUGGAUCAGAGGAUGAGAUGAAAGAAGCAGAUGAAAGCACAGGAUCUGGAGAUGGGCCAGUGAAGUCAAUACGCAAAAGAAGAGUACGAAAGGAGUAAACUAUAUUCAAGUAUUUUUAAUUCCCGAGAGGAGAUUUGGAUUCUAAAAUCAUUUGCCAGACUGAAUUUGAAUCAAUCUGCACAUCUUGUUUCUAACAUCUAGCAAUGUUAUUCUUUCAGACAUUUACUUUAGUCUUUCUUUUUAAGAAAAAAAACUUUGAAGUUACCUGGUCUUUGAAUUUAGAAUAAAAGCAAGUGGCACGUUACAUAUCAGAUUUAAGAGAUUAAUAUCAUUAGAAGUUACACAGUUUUAAUAGUUUGGAGAAAGUUUUGGUUUGUACAGAGCGAAAUAAUAUGCAGCAGCUUCACUGCUAUUGGAAAAAUCAGUUCUUGGAAUUUCCUCUUAAACGGCUAUGCUACAAUAUAACUGGUAGCUCUCUGAUAAAAAUGAGAGUAUGUUCUGUUGUACAGAGCUAAAUGCAAUAAAGUUUCUGUAUGGUUAUUUGAUUCUAUCAACAA